AUGGCCGCAGUCAGUGAGGGUGGCAACCCCGCCUUCCACAACUACAAUGACCUCCAGAUCGAGGAUCCGCGCGAGCGCCGCCGCCGUGCCCUCGCCGAGAUCGACAAUGCCAAGUUCGGCUGGCACCACGUCCGCGCCGUCAUCGUCGCCGGCGUGGGUUUCUUCACCGAUUCGUACGACAUCUUCGCCAUCAACCUGGCCUCCAGCAUGCUGGGUGUCGUGUUCUGGCAGGACGCCAAGUCCGGCGCCGGCAAGAUCCCCUCCUCUGCGGACACUGCCAUCAAGGUGUCCACGUCGGGUGGCACGGUCAUCGGCCAGCUGCUCUUCGGCUGGUUGGCGGACCGGAUUGGUCGGAAACGGAUGUAUGGUAUCGAGCUGAUGAUCAUUAUCGGCGCUACCCUGGCGCAGUCUCUGUCCUCGGAUUCGACCGCGUUAUCUAUCGUGGGUGUGCUGAUCUUCUGGCGUGUUAUCAUGGGUAUUGGUAUUGGUGGGGAUUAUCCGCUGUCGUCCAUUAUUACUUCCGAAUUCGCCACCACCAAAUGGAGAGGUGCCAUGAUGGGCGCCGUCUUCGCCAUGCAGGGCUUCGGCCAGUUCGCCGCCGCCAUCAUCGCGCUGAUCGUCACCGCCGGCUUCAAGGAGUCGCUCCAGACCGCCAGCUCCGUCGGCAAGUGCUCCGGGGUCUGCCAGCUCGCCGUCGACAAGAUGUGGCGUGUGGUUAUUGGGUUCGGCGCCGUUCCCGCGUGCAUUGCCCUGUACUACCGACUCACCAUCCCGGAGACGCCGCGGUACACCUUCGACGUCGCCCGCGAUACCAUCAAGGCCAACGAGGAUGUUCGUGCGUACAUGUCCGGCAAGCGCGAGGGCCACCCGGACGAGAUGCAGCGCGCGUCUGUCCUGCAGGAGACCUCGGCCGAGGCUGUUGCGCCCAAGGCCAGCUGGGCGGAUUUCUGGCGCCACAACCUGCAGUGGAAGAACGGGCGCAUUCUGCUGGGUACGGCGGGAUCGUGGUUCUUCCUUGAUGUUGCCUUCUACGGUCUCGGCCUCAACAACUCCGUCAUCCUCGGCGCCAUCGGCUGGACCGGCGGCGGCAACGUCUACGAGGUCUUCUACCGCACCGCCGUCGGCAACCUGAUUCUGAUCUGCGCGGGCGCCAUCCCCGGCUACUGGAUGACGGUAGCGACGGUCGACACGAUCGGCCGCAAGCCCAUCCAGCUGGGCGGCUUCAUCAUCCUCACCAUCGUCUUCAUCGUGAUCGGGUUCGCCUACGACCCGCUGAAAAACUCCAACAACGGCCUGCUGGCGCUGUACGUCAUCGCGCAGUUCUUCUUCAACUUCGGCCCCAACGCCACCACCUUCAUCGUCCCCGGCGAGUGCUUCCCCACGCGCUACCGCUCGACCUCGCACGGUCUCAGCGCGGCGUCGGGCAAGGUCGGCGCCAUCAUCGCGCAGUGUGUGUUUGGGCCGCUGGUGCACAAGGGCUCCAGCGACCCGUCGAAGUCGCCCUGGCUCAACCAUGUCAUGCAGAUCUUUGCGCUGUUCAUGCUGUGCGGAUGCUUCACCACGCUGCUGAUUCCGGAGACGAAGCGCAAGACGCUGGAGGAGUUGUCUGGGGAGGAUGAUGUGGAUACGCUGGUUGGUGGGUCGCCCAUGAUUCAUGGGAAGGUCGAGGAGAACGCGAAGUAG
Aspergillus clavatus NRRL 1 is the source of this 1683-nucleotide messenger RNA. Its product is annotated as MFS transporter. Lineage: Eukaryota; Fungi; Ascomycota; Eurotiomycetes; Eurotiales; Aspergillaceae. Gene Ontology annotation, biological process: transmembrane transport; phosphate ion transport. Gene Ontology annotation, cellular component: membrane. The transcript is spliced from 3 exons. The record is from RefSeq and is a predicted model, not a curated record. The coding region runs from base 1 to 1683 and encodes 560 amino acids. Gene Ontology annotation, molecular function: phosphate transmembrane transporter activity.